CGGGGUCCCGACCAUAUUCGCCUCUGGACCCCUUGCUCGGCAACAGCCCGAACUGGAAAUGUUGAGGAUAAGAUAAAGCCAAGAGGUUUGCACGCUCCUGUUGCCGAUCCCUCCCCCGACCGACCUCCUUUCGCAUACCCGCCAUCUUUGACACGCGAGCUGCAUAUCCCGAAUCGCGCCCACCAGCACCAUGUCCUCCACCGCGACGACCACCGCGACGACCACCGCGCCCAUCACUGCCGACGCGAUCCUCCGCCUCUUUCCCGACAUCGACACGAGCGGGGCGGCUCUCGAGGGUCACGAUGAGGAGCAGAUUCGCCUGAUGGAUGAAGUCUGCAUUGUCCUGGACGAGAAUGAUUUCCCGAUCGGGACUGCGAGCAAGAAGCUAUGCCACCUCAUGACGAACAUCAACAAGGGCCUCCUCCACAGAGCUUUCUCCGUGUUCCUCUUCAACGACAAGAACGAGCUGCUCCUGCAGCAGCGCGCCUCGGAGAAGAUUACCUUCCCCGACAUGUGGACCAACACCUGCUGCUCCCAUCCCCUGAACGUGUCCAACGAGACGGGCGCCAACCUGCCAGACGCCGUUCUUGGCGUCAAGCACGCCGCCCAGCGGAAGCUGGAGCACGAGCUCGGUAUUAAGAAGGAGCAGGUGCCGCUCGAGGACUUCCGCUUCCUGACGCGCAUCCACUACAAGGCGCCGAGCGACGGCCAAUGGGGCGAGCACGAGAUCGACUACAUCCUCUUCAUCAAGGCCAAUGUCGACCUGGCGCCGAACCCGAACGAGGUCAAGGCGACCCAGUACGUCUCGGCCGACCGCCUGAAGCAGAUGUUUGAGGACCCGAGCCUCAAGUUCACCCCCUGGUUCAAGCUCAUCUGCAACUCGAUGCUCUUCGAGUGGUGGGCACACCUCGACUCGGGCUUGGAGAAGUACAUGAACGAGCAGGAGAUUCGGCGGAUGUGAUCGACGAGAUACGUCUGGUUUCGGGAGCAUCCGCGCUAUGUCAUGGGAGCUGCAGCUUGGGGAGCUGACAACGCCAAUUGCUCCCUUUUUUUUUCCCUAUUCUAAAGCCUAAGAUAUCCGCUCCGUAUCUUUGCGGAGCCAAGAACCCAACCGCUCAAUAAGCCCAGUGCUUUCCCUUUUUAGCAUCUUGCAUCACAAGGGCGGUACACAACAGAACAGCAGGGCAAGGCACGAUUGCAGGAGGGCGCUGGGAGGGAGAGAAGAGAGAAGAAAUAAAUAAUAAUGACUGCGGGGAGUUUAUACAUUCUUGGAGCGAGCGACACAUUUGAAUCGGAAUCAUGCUAUCUCACAAUCAAUUUUCUGUGCAGCCAACGCCGGUUGGGCUGGGG
Molecule: messenger RNA, 1350 nt
Organism: Thermothelomyces thermophilus ATCC 42464
Lineage: Eukaryota; Fungi; Ascomycota; Sordariomycetes; Sordariales; Chaetomiaceae
Exons: 3
Coding region: 191-961 (256 amino acids)
Biological process (GO): isopentenyl diphosphate biosynthetic process; isoprenoid biosynthetic process
Cellular component (GO): cytoplasm
Molecular function (GO): isopentenyl-diphosphate delta-isomerase activity
Source: RefSeq, a predicted model, not a curated record